Molecule: messenger RNA, 2637 nt
Organism: Bubalus bubalis (water buffalo)
Lineage: Eukaryota; Metazoa; Chordata; Mammalia; Artiodactyla; Bovidae
Gene: MYD88
Product: MYD88 innate immune signal transduction adaptor
Exons: 5
Coding region: 112-1002 (296 amino acids)
Biological process (GO): defense response to Gram-positive bacterium; positive regulation of canonical NF-kappaB signal transduction; MyD88-dependent toll-like receptor signaling pathway
Cellular component (GO): plasma membrane
Molecular function (GO): TIR domain binding; Toll-like receptor binding
Source: RefSeq, a predicted model, not a curated record
AAAGAGAGACAGGCGGGGCGGGACCAGGUGGGCGGGGCGGCCGAAGGGGAAGGAGGAAGCUCAGGCCCACGACGCGACUCGACUGCGCGGCGGCUCCCGGGGCAGCCCGCCAUGGCUGAAGGAGUACCCCGCGCGGGGUCCGCGCUCCCCGCGCCUUCCAUGUCCUCCCUGCCCCUGGCAGCGCUCAACGUACGAGUGCGGCGCCGCCUGUCGCUCUUCCUAAACGUGCGGGCGCCGGUGGCGGCCGACUGGACCGUGCUGGCGGAGGCGAUGGACUUCGAGUACUUGGAGAUCCAGCAGCUGGAGAAGUACUCCGACCCCACGAGCAGGCUGCUGGACGACUGGCAGCGACGUCCGGGAGCCUCAGUGGGCCGCCUGCUCGAGCUGCUCGCCAAGCUCGGCCGCGACGACGUGCUGAUGGAACUGGGACCCAGCAUCGAGGAGGACUGCCAAAAGUAUAUUCUGAAGCAGCAGCAGGAGGCAUCUGAGAAGCCUUUACAGGUGGACUCUAUAGACAGCAGCAUAACUCGGAUAAAUGACAUGGCAGGCAUCACCAUUCGCGACGACCCCCUAGGGCAAAAGCCCGAGUGUUUUGAUGCCUUCAUCUGCUACUGCCCCAGCGAUAUUGAGUUUGUCCACGAGAUGAUCCGGCAGCUGGAACAGACAAACUAUCGGCUGAAGUUGUGCGUGUCUGACCGUGACGUCCUGCCUGGCACCUGUGUCUGGUCCAUCGCCAGUGAACUCAUUGAGAAGAGGUGCCGUCGGAUGGUGGUGGUGGUCUCUGACGAAUACCUGCAAAGCAAGGAAUGUGACUUCCAGACUAAGUUUGCACUCAGCCUCUCUCCAGGUGCCCAUCAGAAGCGACUGAUCCCCAUCAAGUACAAGCCAAUGAAGAAAGAGUUCCCCAGCAUCCUGCGCUUCAUCACUGUCUGUGACUACACCAACCCCUGCACCCAGAACUGGUUCUGGACUCGCCUCGCCAAGGCCCUGUCCAUGCCCUGAACUGCCCGAGCCCCUGGGAGUGCGUGCCUCUGUGUGCCUGUACAUCUCCUUCUACCCCUGCCUCCACCUGAAGUUGUAAGGGGAUCUGCGCUCCGCUGGCCUCUCGAUCGCUGGACAUGCCUGCUCCACGGACACAGCUGCAGCCAUGGUCCAUAUCUGGACAGCACCUCUCAUGUCCUGCAUAGAACAUGUGGCACGCCCACUUGCUGAGUUAUCAGCCAGGAUGGUGGAAACCAGAGGGGGCUGUGACUAAGCAGAAGACCAGAAGAGCCAGCUCUGACCCCUCCAUCCGUCUUGGGCCUCAGUUUCUCUGCCUAAGAACUAAGCAGGGUGGGGAGAACAGGCAGUCGCUGUGUUUGAAUCAUUGUGGGAAACGGUGAAGCACUGUUUUGAGUCUCCUGGUUGAGAGCCAGCUGGCCGCUGCUGGGACCAGGGCGCUGCUGUGCAGCUGCCUCCACAGUGCUUCGGGGCCCCACACCUCACACCCCACUUCCCCCUGCACCAGGGGACAGAGGGUGAAGCAGGCUGCACUGAGCCUGAUCCCCCACGGGCCCACCUCUCAUCUGCCUUUUUGACUCCUCCCAGCCUCUGCUCACCUUCAGUGUGGUAAGUCCCCAAGAGUCUGGCCUGCGCUCCUGGGGCUGCCUUUCACUUCCACCUGUCGAGUGCCUGUGGUUCUCUCAGCUCUGCCCUGCAUGAUACAGGAGCCCGACUUCUGGCCUCUCCAUCAAGUUUGGUUUCUGGGGCUAGGUCAUCAUGGUGGUGUGGGCAGGAAGUCUUUCUUUCCGGGGCCCACUCACAGAGAGAACUUUCCCACCAGUCUUCUGUUGCAUAACUGCCUUACCACGUUGUUUGCUGGAACUAGUUUACAGGGACCACACAAGAGCCUCCUGCCCGGAAGCUUGUGGGCACAUGGACACAUACAAGCUCACACGCCGAGACACAGGGACACAUGCACUGGCACCCUCACGCACAGACAUACAGGCAUCUUCAUGCACACAUUUCCCUGGGCACAGCUCCCAGAAACAGCUGGUGGCAUAGUCCCACCACAAGGGGAUCCUAACCCUGGACGAGAUGGGACCCUCUUGUCUUCUUUUUCUGUUUUCCUUUUUCACUGGGACCAGAUUCUGGAAAGGACCCACUGUACCAGCAUUUACACCUUCAGUGAAGCGCAGAGCAAGGAAAAGAGCUGUUGAACUCACACAACAGGUUAGCUGCGACAGCUGUUUUUCUCUCCUCGGGAGAGUUGUAUGUUCUUUUCUCUUCACCUCUCCUUCAAGGAGGAAUGGUCAUGGUCUCAGGUCUCUGUCCCAGGAUGAAGCCCAGGACCUUAAAUCUAAAAGCAAGUGUAUGUCUUCUCUGCUCUACCUUCAGUGAGGGCUGGGGACAAAGCACCUUCCCUUGGGGCCUCAGGAGGGUCAGAGGCCCCACUCUGCCUGAUUCUCAUGGAGCACUUAGCUACCAGGUGCCCAUCCCCUUUGAUACUGGGGAAUAUUUUACAACAAUUUCAAAAAGGUAUCUUUCAAACCUGUUCCUAUCCAUUGUGAGAAGGUCAAAGAGAGCUGAGAAAGGCCUCUGUUUGUAACUGCCCCCUUCUGUAUCCUAGGUUUAUAAUAAAGAGUCUCUACUUUGGGA